GUGGGUGAAUUGUGUCAAUACCCCAAUAACUCAGUACAGCCUUCCAUUUUGCUUCCUCUUGUUCGAGCAAACACUACCACGUUUUACAAAACAAAAUCAAAAUUCCUACAAAACUAACAAACCAAUAUCUGUGUACCUUGGAACCCUUUAUGUAAUUUUUUUUCUUUUCUUUUACUGCUAUCAUUUAGAGGUUGUGACAAAAAAUCUAUGUUUUGAGCAUUGAAUGAAGACAUAAGAUAACACUUUUAUGAGGAAAUGUCAGGUUCAGAGAACCGUCGAGAGAAGUUUGCUGGCUUGACUCUUGACGACGUCUUAGCCAAUCAAAAGAGAUUAGCAACUGCACCACCUAGCAAACCAUCACCUCCGAAGAGUCGAACGCUUGUAGACACCAUCAAAGAAGACGAGAUCAACAAAAAAGACCGCAGAUCUUGGAAAGCAUUCAAGGACAAGAUUCGACUCAAACGCACUGGCUCUGCUUGGACAUCAACGAUUCAUAUUCCAACUUCAGAUAUUCCUAUCCAAAAUCCUAAUAGUAGAAGUUUUUCUCAAUUCGGUCGUCGCAACUCAGUCCGAAUCCAAACUCACCACGAUGACUCAGACAUGUCAACCACCCAAUCCAUGACUCACCAAGGGGACGACCCUGACUCAUCGGAGGAGUCCAAUCCUCCGGCCACUAGACCACAGUUCACUCGCCGCAUCUCCACACGUCUCUCGGUCGAAUCACCAGAAAACUCCUCUGGCGGAGGAAAUCUCCGGUCGCAACUCUCACGAAGAAAUUCCACCAAUGUGUCAUCAGAGCCGUUUCACCGAGGACGUGUAGUGACUUUUAGAGACAACUUCGAUGAGGAUGAUCCCGACGAUGAUGACAACAAGAAACCAGCGACAGUGAGGGCACUUUCAGCAAGGGAGGCAGUGGCAGCGCAGGAAGCGGCAGAAGCUGCUGCAGCAACAGAGGUGGAGACUUCAGAAGGGGCUCCAAUGAUGAUGUCACUAAUGGACUUGCUGGAGGAGACUGAUAGGGAGAUGGGAUUGGAAGGAUCAAGGUAUACUUUGAGUGAUGAAGAAGACAUCAACGAUGAUGAAUGUGAAGAUGAUGAGGAUGGAGAAGGUGCCAUGGAAGAGACUUGUUGUAUUUGCAUGGUGAAACAUAAGGGUGCUGCUUUUGCUCCUUGUGGCCACAGUUUCUGCAGGAUGUGUUCAAGGGAGCUUAUGGUGGCUAAGGGAAGCUGUCCACUCUGCAACAAUUUCAUUGUAGAGAUUCUCGAGAUAUUCUGAUUUUUUUUUUUUUGUUUACAUGUUCUGGCCUCUCUUUUAGUUUGAGAUGCCUAAAUGAAGUUAUGAGAUAAGGGAAAAACAUCAACGUUCUAAUUGGGAUGAUAUACAUCAUCACUAUAUCAGAACUGCCGGUAAUUCAAAUAGUUGAACUUGUGAUUCCAACAAAACAUAUAAAAGAACAAGAGCUUAGGUUAUG
This is a messenger RNA of Medicago truncatula (barrel medic), 1471 nucleotides long. RefSeq lists its product as uncharacterized. The record is from RefSeq and is a predicted model, not a curated record. The transcript is spliced from 2 exons. Lineage: Eukaryota; Viridiplantae; Streptophyta; Magnoliopsida; Fabales; Fabaceae. Bases 256 to 1275 code for a protein of 339 amino acids.